Prionailurus viverrinus (fishing cat) is the source of this 1128-nucleotide messenger RNA. RefSeq names its product phospholipase A2 inhibitor and LY6/PLAUR domain containing (gene PINLYP). The coding region runs from base 420 to 1058 and encodes 212 amino acids. Gene Ontology annotation, molecular function: phospholipase inhibitor activity. NCBI's taxonomy places the organism in Eukaryota, Metazoa, Chordata, Mammalia, Carnivora, Felidae. The record is from RefSeq and is a predicted model, not a curated record. Gene Ontology annotation, cellular component: extracellular region. The transcript has 6 exons.
UUAUGCCCGAGGCCAAGAGAGAGUGCGUCAAGGACCUACAUAAGACACAAAGCACGCAUUCAAACCAGAUCCACACACGGAGCCUAGAGUGCUUCCACCCAUGCAUCAGUUUUCCAAUAUGUGGCCUGUGGGCAUCUGUCUCCUACCACACCCGCCCCUGACCGUUGACAGGCAUCCCUCUGUUUGGUCCCUAUGAGACCUAGGGGUGCAGCCCCAGGCAGGAUCAGAGCUGGGGACAGCCCAAACACAAGACAGGGAAUAUGAGCCAAGCACACGAAGAAGGAAGAGAAACAGGGCGCCCAGGCCCCCGCAGAACGAGCCGGGACAUGCUGGGCGCUCCCAGGGUGAAGGUGGAUUAGACCCGCCCCUCCUCAGUUCCCUAUAAGGGCUGAGGACCCAGGACUGCAGGUUCACUCAUCAUGAGGGCUUCCAUGAAACCGGGGACCUUCUUGCUGGCCUUCACUCUGCUCUGCACCCUCCUAGGUCUGGGGUGCCCACUGAGCUGUGAAGUGUGCAGGGGCUCCGGGCCCACGUGCAGCGGAAAAAUGAAGACUUGCGAGGCCGGCAAGGACGCAUGCGUGGUCGUCGUGGGGGAGUCCUGCACAAAGGGCCGCCACGCGGUGAACACCUACAAGGCCUGCAUGAAGUACAGCGACUGCUACUCGGGAUUCGUGUCCACCACGAUGGGCCCCAAGGACUACAUGGUGUCCAACACGCGCUGCUGCCAGAGCGACGGCUGCAACCAGGGCUCGGUGCCCCCUCCCCAGAACAAUCGUACGGAGAACGGCCUCCAGUGCCCGGCCUGCAUCGCGCCCUUUCAGGAGACAUGCCCCGGGACCCAGGCAGCCCGCUGCGUUGGCCAGGAAACCCACUGCGUCUACUUCGCUGGCAACGUGCAGGCCGGUCUCAUCACCCCCAAAUUUGCCACUCGGGGCUGCGCUACGGAGAGUGCCUGCUUCGCCAAGGCCGGGGCGCAGGUGCCUUCAGCCUCUUAUCUGUACUUCCUCCGCCGAGCAGACUGCCUUCCAGCCCGCCAGGCCCCUAGCAGGGCGGAGUAAAGCGCUGAGGAUCAUGUGGCUUGAAGUCUCCCUUUGUCCUCAGUCUACACCUGUCCAUGUGCCUAUAAAU